AUUGAGCUUAUGCAUGACCUCUAAGGGUAGUUAUUUUAGCUCUCUGGGAGUUUGGCUUAUCCUGAAUUACCCCACCUGAGGGUCCCAACAGCAUGUGUUGGCUAAACUCUCAGGGAAAAAAAAACAGAAUAUCCUCUCUUUAGAGAAUACAAGUGAUUGCACAGCCAAGGACCUUCCUAUCAGCUGCGGUACAGAACAGCUUGACAUCCAGGAGCCUUCCUUUUCUGAUAACUGAUUUCUCAGUCGUGCUGUCUUCUUGAGACUGUGUGUGGAGUCAACCAGUCAUGGAUAAAGGAAGACGUGAAGUCAGUCCCAGUGCACCGGCACGGAGUACCAAAAGGAAGGCAGAUGAAUACUUAAAACCCAAACUAAGCUCCAAAAAUGUGCUGAGUUUUUUGCUAGGUAGACAACUAGGGAGGCAUGAAAGUGAUGUGGAUCUGUCAAAGUGGCUGUUGAUGUUGCAACGAGCAAAACCUGGGUGGGGUUGGCCUUUUCCAAAACACCAUGUGGCUUACAUGCUUAUGCCUGCCCAGAAUCUUGGAAAACCCAGAAAAAAGGGUGUAGAAUAAAAAGUCUUCCUUGUUUCAGCUAUUGACAUAGAA
This is a messenger RNA of Marmota monax (woodchuck), 602 nucleotides long. RefSeq names its product embryonic testis differentiation protein homolog B-like. The transcript has 2 exons. Bases 285 to 569 code for a protein of 94 amino acids. NCBI's taxonomy places the organism in Eukaryota, Metazoa, Chordata, Mammalia, Rodentia, Sciuridae. The record is from RefSeq and is a predicted model, not a curated record.